This is a messenger RNA of Phasianus colchicus (ring-necked pheasant), 5572 nucleotides long. RefSeq names its product thyroid hormone-inducible hepatic protein-like. Gene Ontology annotation, cellular component: cytosol. NCBI's taxonomy places the organism in Eukaryota, Metazoa, Chordata, Aves, Galliformes, Phasianidae. Gene Ontology annotation, biological process: regulation of lipid biosynthetic process. The record is from RefSeq and is a predicted model, not a curated record.
UGUCUGGCUCAAGUUACUGCUGAGCUUUUCUGCUCGUUAGCAAGAUGAUGACUUUCUUUAUCCCACACUUCCCAAGUUCCCUCAUUCGGCUUCUGUGAUCAGAGAUGGUUCCCUUCCCCCUCAGCUUGGUACACCUCCACCAGCGCCCCAUUUCCCUGCUGUUUGCACACUGCUUUCAAUCCACUGGGGGCAAAACCCUCCCUGGGCCCUUCCAGGUCCUGCUCUAAUGCAGCAGCUGCUGUUCUUCCCAAUUUCUUUCUUUCAUUACAAUCCCUGUUUCUACAUACUCUCCAAUCCCCCUCGAUUACUCUACCCAGGUCCUUUGCUUCCUUUAAUCUGUGUAUCAUCGGGAGAAAAUACAGACAUUCUCGCUCUGAUUAGCAAAAGACCUUGGGAGGUGCAAACAAGUUCAGCAGACAUGGAGGGAGAAAACCAAAAGAUUGUAACUGUGCCAGACUGAACCUCUCGACAUGAUCACGAGACGUCUGGCUUGUACACCUGGCAUGGCUGUGAGCAGAUGCUAUGAAGGUCAAGCUGACCAGUGGCAAGCCCUGCUGAACCUGAGGUGUCUGACAGAGGUGAGUGGCGAGGAACCACAGGUCCAUGUGUGACAAAGGAGCAGAGGGUGGGCUGCCAAAUAAUGGAAGACCCCAUCAAUUGUGCACGGAACCCGCUUUCUGUUGUCCGGGCCAGAAACAAAUGGGGGAGAUGACCUGUGCAGAUGGUGAGUGUGGGAAUGAAAUGUUUCUGCAUUUAAGAACUAGUAAGGUGAGUGUUUUAUGGUCUGUGCUGUCAUCUAGUGACGUUUAUUGGUACUGACAAGUCUUUCUUCAUUCCAAUAAAGGGGGGUUAUUAAUAAUUCUCACCACUUGUCCUGUAGCUAAACUUUCCAUAUUUAUGCAUGCUUAGUAGUUAAGAUGAAGUAAUAAGUACAAAAAUUUCAGCUUCUGUAUUAUAGGCUUUUCUGUUUUGCCAAGAGGCCCUCAGCAAAAGACCAACCUAGGGCCUCUACAUGAGGUUAAAUGUCCCACUUUUGGAUUCAGAGGAAUGCAACAGGUACUCCCCUACAUCUUUCCUUCCAAACUUACCUAUAUCUAAGGACAGCAGGUUAUCCAUGUGGGCUCCUUGGGCUGUGCUUCUGGCUCAGGCUGGAGAGGCUCAGGAUGCCCAGGGAUGUGUUACCUCCAGACAUCCCAGUGCUCAGUACUGUUAUAGAACAUGGUUGAUAAGAGCUGUGAGACGUUCCAGAUCUGCUCUGUGACCUGGGAUGAGCACCAGAGGUCCCUGGCAGCCCAGCACAAUGUCCCCAGGCAAAUGUCACCCCAGGGUGGGAUGUGGCUGAUAAGAGACAGGUGGCCACGGGGCGGUCAUUGUCCUGACAUGGCCAACGCGGGUGGGAGGAGCAGGGACAAGCACAGCAGCGGCAGGGCCAUGCUGGGCUCUGCUCAGCUCUGAGGGGCUCCUGGCCGUAGUCACUGCUGCUAGCAGUGUGGGGAAAAGCUCUGCUGUUCCCAGAGCUUUACCCAGCAGGAUGGCAGCAUGGAGCUCCAUGUGACAACAAGAGAUGAACCAGGAAUGAGAGAGCUGGAAGUGCAGGUACAGUGUCAGGAACGCAGUGGAUAAACCACAGUGCUGGUCCCAGUGUGUCAACAGCCACAAACCACCUCGCUGGAUGACCAGGACACCACGUCCCAGUCAUACCACACCACAGCAUUGGGACUACACGUUACCCCAUGGGAUGGGGAGAGAGCACUCAUGAGGGACACUGGGAGAUCCCUAGUGGAGGAAGACAUAGGAUGAUAACUUUUGGUGUGAGGGUAGCACAAGUAGCCCUGAGAUGUUAUAGGAUCUCCACUGUUGGAGAUAUCUGUAUCCUUGGCUGGACACAGUCCUUGGACACCUGCUCUAGGUGACCCUGCUGGAGCAUAGGGGGAGCAGACCAUCUCCUGAUGGUGUUGGGAGGUACCAGCAACAUACACAUGGAGGCUGCAUGUAGUGCUGGGGAGCUACCAUAGCAGUGCAAGAGCUGGGGGAUGGCAGUGCUGGGCAGGAAGGGGUGAGAGGCCCCAGGUACCUCCACUCCUCACCACCCUGCUCCAUGCGUGCCCAGGGAUAUGGCAGCAUCACAGCCAGCUGGGGCUAAGGACAAGGGUGGGCUCAGAUGAGGACAGGGGCACAGAGCCAGGGACACAGCACAGCUGAGCCCAGUAGGCCUGAAGCCAAACCCAGCCUAGCAGGAGGGAGCAGAGGAACAGUGGAGCGGGGACUUUCCUUGACUCUAUAAAAAGCCUCCACAGAGCCGGGCAGCAGUGGGACGCAAGGAGAGCGGAGGCACAGGGCCAUGGAGCAGUACUUCUUGGCCACGCAGAAGAUGGAGCAGGAGGUGAUGUUCCCCAGCCUGCUGCGAGGGGUCUUCCCGCAGGACGGAGCCGACCCAGCCGCUGGCGGCCCCGCGGAUCUCUACGAGCGCUACCAGCUCCUCAAGGCCAUCAAGCCCGUGGUGGAGCGAGGCCUGGCCUCCGUCACUGAUCACAGUCCCACCAGCAAUGCUGACGCCGACACAGCCCCAGAUGAUGGCAUAGAUGGGAAUCUGGAGGAACGGCUGUCCCACCACAUGAAUGGCUUGCAGCAGGUUCUGACCGACCUCACUAAAAACACCAAAGCUCUCACCCGGAGGUACAGCCAGAUCCUGGAGGAGAUCAACCUCGGUGAAGGUCAGAGCAGCUCAUGAGCCUGCAUGCAGAGAAUCCAAGGGUGAUCUGACAUUUGCAGCCCAGUGGCAGCUUUACUCCUGUGCCAAGUCCCACCGAGGAACAUCUUUUGUGACCAGCACAGAGCUUGACUGUACCAUCCAAGUUGCCACACGGCCAAUCCUCCCAGCAAACCUCAUUGCUUUGUUUCACCUCCAUUUCCGGGGGAUUGCCUUGCAGCAGGCAGGGCAGAAAAGAGUGUUCUCUGUUACUGCUUCCUAGAAGGCAUCUGUAACCUUGAAACAAUGCUUUUGUUCUGCAUGUGCCUAAACCACCUCCCCACUGGUUUCUUUGAUAAUGUCACCAGUUCCCGAAGUCAAUGAUCUGAAAUAAAAUGCAAAGCCUUGAGAAAUGUAAUGUGUGUUUUCUACAAGCCAUUACUUUUGCAGAGCUACUGUCCUCUAGCCCAUGAUGACAAGGACUACCUUGGCCACCAAGGUCAAACUCUAGUGCAGGGAAGUGAUCUGGGUUUCUCCUUUGGAGAGUGGGAAUUGGGUUUGUGCUGGGAUAGUUGUUCCCAAAACUCUCUGGCUCUCACAUUUUGCAAAAGCUUGGAACAAUCCCGGUCUUGAGCCACAUGCUGGGAGCCUGUCCUCCAGCAUCUUUCCUCUCCUUCCUAUCUCCUCCUCCUGGAUCACCAGCUUGUUCACAUCCCAACUCAACCUUUACGUCCCAACCCAAUCAGUAGCUGUGCAUACCUUCUCCUAUCCCACACUCAUCCAGCCCUUCGUGCCAUCUCCAUCAUAUCAUCUCCACCACAUUGUGCCAUCAUGCCGUCUCCGCCACAGACAGCCCUGGGGACAAUUCUGCCUCCUCUCCAUUUGGUCCCCACUGGGGCUGUGGCACCCUCUGGAGCCAGGCAGAGAAGAGAGCGUGGAGAUUCUCUGAUAUGUUGAAUGGGAAGGCAAGGGCUGUGCUCACCCUCAGUUCCUUACUGGGCAGUGGUUUGGUGCUCUUUGCACAGGCUGUGCCCCAUCAGAGGUGACUCUCCUCUCCCAGAUCCAUCACUGGAAAAGUGCUACUGAACUGGGCACUAGGGGGAGUCAUCCCCGUGCCUCUCUGGGCCUCGUCAAAAGUAAUCCAACUGCUGAAACACAGAUGUUUUGGUUGAACAAACCCUGGUACUCCAUCAGUUUUCAGUUUUGAUUAAAGAAAACAGAGAACUGACGGCAUCUGUAAAAAGAGGAUUGCAACUGCACCCGGGGCUGUGGACUCUGUUUGCACUGCAUGUGCUCUCAUGUGCAUCCUGCUCUACUGGGGUUCCUUAGGGAGAGACAUUUCCUGUAAGAAGCCUGGUACUACCCAAGGACAAAGUAAGGUAUCUACAAGCUGCUGCUAAAUUGUUCCCAAGCACUCAUCAGAGAAACAGGGAAGGAGUGUAUAGAACCAGAGCUUAUUAUUAGAUUGUAGGCAUGAAGUAUUUCUGUAACAGUGUGAGCACUGGGAAAUACCCCUGUUCUACCCAGUCUGAGCUGCUAUCGUGUAAUAAAAAACGAGCAAAUCUUGAACAAUUUACAUCUCUUUCUUCCACGUGUGAAGUUGACUCAACAAGAACCCUCAGAUCACAUUCUGUGGGACUGCUCUCCAGACUCUCAUCCCCCAGUCUGCACAUACAGCCAGGGCUGCCCUGUCCCAGGUGCAGAAUCUAGCUCUUGCUCUUGUUGAACUUCAUGCGGCUGGUGACUGCCUAGCUCUCUAAAUUGGCAAGUUAGUGGGAGCCACUGAGCAUAGAGCUGAAGAGGACAGCAAGCAUGGCUUCCUCACCAGAUCCUUUUUUCUAGCACUCCAGGAGCUUAUUUCCACAGUGGAUACCCAAGGAUUUCCUCUUGACUGAAGAUGCAGUCACACAGUAUCCCAAAGGUACACAGUCAAAGUCUGUUUUCUCUUUCUUUCCUUAUUUCUGUGUGCCUAAUUUACAGAACAUGGUCUUAUUUCUCAACCUUGCUUUUCCAUUACCAGCCCCACGUUUCCUCUCCUCCACCACCUGAAAGAAGUAGGCUGUAGCCUCCAUGAGACCAGGCAUAAACCCACUGGCUGGGUUGCUCUUCUCCAUAGACUACACCAGAAUGUUUUUCUCUUCUGCAGAUUGUCCCUUUCCUGGCUAGACAGACAACAUUAGCCUUAACUUAGACUAGAAACAAGCCAAAGUCCCUCAAGAUCCAGCUGACUGGAUCCAUGUCAAUAUGUUUAAUAGGGUCACUGGAUGAGAAAGAGCUGCAAAUUUUGGAAUUCAGCUCUGCCCACACCUUCCAUGAAGGCACAUCAAGGACAUGAGGAUAGAGAGAAAGAAGGGAGUAUGGUUGAAUCUAGUUUGGCUUCUUGCUCCAGGAAGGUCUACGAGCCAAUUUGAAUGUGAUAUAAAAAGAAGAAAGAAGUCAAUGAGCAUGAUGAUCAGGAGACUAAUGUUUCUUAGGAAUGUGGACACUGAUGGCUUGUUGGGUGUUUUACAGAUGGGAAUAUGAGUGGUUGAGGCUGUACUCUGGGUAUGCCUAUCCCCAUUCAUUCACUGGGAAUGAAGGGAGGUACUCAGCUGUCUUGGCUUUUGGUGUCCUGGAGCUUGUCCGAAGGCACAUGCUGAAGCCACCCAGGCACACAGAGCUGGGUGGAGCAGCUAAAUGGCUGGGAGGCCCUGGGUGGAAGUGCUUGUGGUGUUUGCACAGUGGAUGGCUGUUUGACUUAAGAGUAGCUCCUGAAGUGCAAAGCCUCCUGCCCAGAUGCAGUGGUGCAGUUUCUCAGCAGAUGCUGCUGGAUUUGUUUUUUGGCUGUGCUAUGCCUCAUCCUGCUAGGCUAGAAGUUUGCCUGCAUUCAAGUUUCCCCAUGCU